Molecule: messenger RNA, 921 nt
Organism: Eruca vesicaria subsp. sativa (arugula)
Lineage: Eukaryota; Viridiplantae; Streptophyta; Magnoliopsida; Brassicales; Brassicaceae
Source: the annotation of a GenBank genome assembly
AAGAAAGACAAUAAGUGCAAAGUUGUAAACAGUUGUUGAUCUAAAGAAAAUGGCGGACGAAGUGAGUCUUCUUGAUUAUUGGCCAAGCAUGUUCGGUAUGAGGACGAAGAUGGCUUUGGCUGAGAAAGGAGUGGCUUAUGAGUACGUGGAGACAGAUCCAUGGGUUAAGACUCCUUUACUCAUCGAGAUGAAUCCAAUUCACAAGAAGAUUCCGGUUCUCAUCCACAAAGGUAAACCGAUCUGUGAAUCUCUUAUCCAGCUUGAGUACAUCGAUGAGGUUUGGUCUGGUACGUACCCAAUGCUCCCCUCUGAUCCUUACCAGAAGGCCCAAGCUAGGUUUUGGGCUGAUUUCAUUGACAAAAAGUUUUAUGACCCAUCAUGGAAAGUAUGGGGAACAAAGGGAGAAGACCAAGUUGCAGCGAAGAAAGAGCUGCUUGAGCAUUUCAAGACACUUGAAACAGAGCUUGGAGACAAGACUUACUACGGUGGGGAAGUGUUUGGGUUCGUAGACAUUGCGUUGAUGGGUUAUUACAGCUGGUUCAAAGCAAUGGAGAAGUUUGGUGAGUUCAGUAUCGAAACAGAGUUCCCAAAAUUGAAUGAGUGGACCAAGAGGUGUUUAAAGAGAGAGAGCGUGGUUAAGGCAAUUGCUGAUUCUGAUAAGAUCAUUGAGUAUGCUUAUGCUCUAAGGAAGAAGUUUGGAGCCGAGUAGAGAUGCUUUUGAUGUUUACCGAACUUGGUAUGAACACACAUAAGAUGGUUCGGUAUCAUGUUCUGUUCUUAUGCUAAAUUUGUACUGUUUUCUUUCUCCUGUAUUUUCUUUGUUUGUGUACUUUCUAGUUUCUAAAAGCAUGAAAAUCCAUAAUAAAUAAAUGUUUGAACUGAUGAAUAUCUAAAUUUCGUCACCAAAUCAAGAAAACCGAU